GGCAUCAUGGCUGCCGCGGCUGCGGCCACACCCAUCAAACACAUCCUGGAUAACCUGGACAGCUGCGACGCUUUCUUCGCAUCGCAGAUCGGCGCCAUCGCCGCCGACGCGAUGGCGCAGAGCCAGUCCGCCUUGUCCAUGAGCGCGCAGCUGCAGCUUCGCAACUUGGGGGCGAUCGGGGCUGCCCAAGCACCUACCCUGCAGAAUCGCAUCACCGCGUCGGGCUUCGCGGACAGCCACAAGGCGCGCCUCAGCGCCGCGCUGGCCGCGCGCGUGGGCACGGCGACGCCCGCACUCCAGAUGCGCGCGCAGACGCUCGCGUCAGGGCGGCGCUAUCCAUCGUGCUUUGCACAUCGGACCGCCGAUUUGUUAUUCACAUGUAUGUUUUAA
Messenger RNA from Prorocentrum cordatum, 390 nucleotides. The record is from the annotation of a GenBank genome assembly. Lineage: Eukaryota; Dinophyceae; Prorocentrales; Prorocentraceae.